GGCGCGCGCGCUGCUCCCCGCCCCGGCGCCGGACUACGACGACGAGGAUCUCGAGGAGCGCGCGUACGAGGCGGCUGAGAAGGUCAUCGUGUCCAUCUCGGGCGGGCCGGACCCGGAGGACGUCGACGGCGAUGGCGACGGCGCGGAGCUCUGCUCGUCCUCGGGGUCGUCACCGCCGCCCUUCUCGUGGCGGAAGCUCUGGCUCUUCACGGGCCCCGGGUUCCUCAUGAGCAUCGCGUUCCUGGACCCGGGCAACCUCGAGGGCGACCUCCAGGCGGGCGCCGUCGCCGGGGACACGCUGCUGUGGCUGCUCAUGUGGGCCACCGCCAUGGGCCUCCUCGUGCAGCUCCUCGCCGCGCGCCUCGGCGUCGCCACAGGCCGUCACCUCGCCGAGCUCUGCCGCGACGAGUACCCUGACUGGGCGCGCCGCGCGCUCUGGCUCAUGGCCGAGGUCGCCAUGGUCGGCGCGGACAUCCAGGAGGUCAUCGGCAGCGCCAUCGCCAUCAAGAUCCUCAGCCGCGGGUACCUGCCGCUCUGGGCCGGCGUCGUCAUCACCGCCUUGGAUUGCUUUAUUUUUCUUUCGCUCGAAAACUAUGGGGUGAGGAAACUAGAAGCUGUAUUUGCACUUCUAAUUACAACUAUGGCUGUCUCAUUUGCAUGGAUGUUCACAGACACUAAACCCAACGGGAAAGACUUAUUGAUUGGUAUUUUGGUUCCAAAAUUGAGCUCAAGGACAAUAAGGCAAGCGGUUGGGGUUGUUGGCUGUGUAAUCAUGCCUCACAAUGUGUUUCUUCAUUCAGCACUAGUGCAAUCAAGGAAAAUAGAUCAAAAUAAGGAAUAUCAAGUCCGUGAAGCAUUGAGAUACUAUUCAAUAGAGUCAACAAUAGCAUUAGUUGUCUCCUUCAUGAUAAAUCUCUUUGUUACAACAGUUUUUGCAAAAGGAUUUUAUGGAAGCAAGGAAGCCGGUAAUAUUGGUCUUGAAAAUGCUGGACAGUAUUUACAAGAGAAGUUUGGUGGAGGAUUUUUUCCUAUACUGUACAUCUGGGGGAUUGGGCUUUUAGCAGCUGGACAGAGUAGUACUAUAACAGGAACUUAUGCUGGGCAGUUUAUAAUGGGCGGAUUUCUGAAUUUAAGGUUAAAAAAAUGGGUCAGGGCACUGAUCACCAGAAGCUUCGCAAUUGUGCCUACUAUAACUGUUGCUUUGUUCUUCGACACAUCUGAUUCUGCACUGGAUAUUUUAAAUGAGUGGCUCAAUGUGCUCCAAUCAAUUCAGAUCCCUUUUGCACUCAUUCCACUCAUCACCUUGGUUUCCAAGGAGCAAGUUAUGGGAGUCUUCAAAAUAGGCCCUAACACCCAAGCUGUAACCUGGACUGUAGCCACUCUGCUGAUCACUAUCAACGGCUACCUCUUGAUGGAUUUCUUCUCUUCUGAAAUCCGAGGUCCCCUAUCUGGCUCGCUUCUCUGCGUGGCGGUCCUCAUUUAUGCCUCGUUUGUUCUGUAUCUCAUAUUGCGGGGCACCGAGCUGUCCGAGAAGAUUGCCAAAGCGAUCCGCGGCAGUUUUUCAUGACAAUAGUCAUCAGUUUUGGUCUUACAUAGUGACAAGAAGUUUCUCAGACAGAAGAGACACGUAUCGGGAGAUACUACCACACCCGGUCUGGUGACUGCGGACUGGAUACUACAGCACACCGGCAUACACUGUACAGUGAUUGCUUGGAAGGGUCCACCCAUCAGUUGCUGCGAGGAGCUUGCAAGCCUGUAGCAGCUGCUCGUUGCAUCUGCUCCAGGCCGGAAGUAACACAUAGAGAUGAACGAAUUGCUGAUGUUGUACGUGAACAUUCAGAGAAGACAGGUUCUCUUUGCAAUCAACUCUCUUUUUUUUAACCAGUGAAGUAACCAGAGGAAGAGGACGUUGGGAAUGG
This is a messenger RNA of Zea mays, 1919 nucleotides long. RefSeq lists its product as uncharacterized. The record is from RefSeq and is marked provisional. Gene Ontology annotation, cellular component: membrane; trans-Golgi network. Gene Ontology annotation, molecular function: cadmium ion transmembrane transporter activity; manganese ion transmembrane transporter activity. The transcript has 4 exons. Gene Ontology annotation, biological process: iron ion transmembrane transport; manganese ion transport. The coding region runs from base 227 to 1567 and encodes 446 amino acids. Lineage: Eukaryota; Viridiplantae; Streptophyta; Magnoliopsida; Poales; Poaceae.